AUGGAACAGAUUAAAAGGCCUGAUACUGCUGGUAUGGACUUCAUCAAUCAUCUGCAUAACUGUGUGAAAGAUCAGGGUCAAAAAAUUUUCAUUGAAACACCUUUCGUAAAUAAAACUUCUCUUGCAAACGUUGUGCCUGAAGAGGGGUUUUUGGACGGGCUUGGUGUGACACCCCCGAGCCUCAGGCGAGCGCAGCCGGUUCAGCCGACCAAGAAGCUGCCGGGGGCGGGGACCAGCGCCGGGCAGCGAAGGCACCCGGCUCGCUGUGCACCGCGGGCUGCGGGGACACCGCACCUGCAGGCAGGAUUCGGGCGUUGGGAGCGAUUCGCCACACGGCGACCGAAGAGCCAUUUAAGCGCGAUUCCGACUCUUCACUUGCUCAAAAUUCUCUCUGUUCCAGGUUUGGGUUUGCAAAUACAGUGCUACCAGUGUGAGGAGUUCCAGCUAAAUAAUGACUGCUCUGCUCCAGAGUUCAUCGUGAAUUGUACAGUGAAUGUUCAAGAUAUGUGUCAGAAAGAAGUAAUGGAAAAAAGUUUUGGAAUCAUGUAUCGCAAAUCCUGCGCGUCUUCAGCAGCGUGUCUGAUAGCAUCUGCUGGGUACCAGUCCUUUUGUUCUCCAGGGAAGGUGAACUCUGUUUGUAUCAGCUGCUGCAACACUCCGCUCUGCAAUGGACCCCGGCCAAAGAAGAGGGGGAAUUCUGGCGUAGUGCUGAGGGCACACGUGAUAACCACCGUUCUGCUCCUUAAAUUGGCUCUGUUGUUUUUGUAUUGCUAA
Messenger RNA from Haliaeetus leucocephalus (bald eagle), 774 nucleotides. It is a transcript of the gene LYPD1, whose product is annotated as LY6/PLAUR domain containing 1. Gene Ontology annotation, molecular function: acetylcholine receptor inhibitor activity. Bases 1 to 774 code for a protein of 257 amino acids. The record is from RefSeq and is a predicted model, not a curated record. NCBI's taxonomy places the organism in Eukaryota, Metazoa, Chordata, Aves, Accipitriformes, Accipitridae. Gene Ontology annotation, biological process: acetylcholine receptor signaling pathway. The transcript is spliced from 4 exons.